UGUUUAUUUUAAUAAAAAUUGUUUAAUAUUUCUUUUGCAUCAGUUGUUAACACUUUUGCAUUUCUUACUCAAGUUUAAACCAUUUCCAUGGGGCGCUUAAACUAGCAAACAAAAUUAACUGAUUGAGUAUUCAAAAACAACUUUCGAAGAUUUAUUUCAAUUUAAUCCUUUACCUAAAGAUUGCCACUUUAGAAGAGAGGUUUAGAGAAAACUCUAAUUGAUCUGGCAAUUAUGUUUGCAGUAACAGGCUUCAAAAUUGUGUUGGAAUACAAACACAUAUUACUUUAUGUCAACAAUCUAGAAGUUUAAAUGUAAACAAAUCUCUACAUUUCGCUAAAAAAAAUUAAGUAAAUUUAAAAACUGUACAAAUUUAGAAGUGAAAAGGUUAACAACAUAGCGGAUAAUUUCUUAGAAACGUAUAAAUUAUGGAUGCAGAAAAGACAAUAACAAACAAAACAGUACCUACGCCACCGCCACCAACGAGUUUAGUCAAAACAGUAAAAAGUGCAUUUAACGCAAGACUACUAACUCUAGAGUAUAAUAAUUCAAAAACAGAAUGUCUUGUACCUGAAACAUUUCUAAAAGAAGCAUUUGAACAAUUACAGCAUAAAGUUAAAAAAUUUUUAAAGGUUAAUAUUGCUUUCAAAUUUAAUAUUGUGCUAAGCGCAGUUUAUGCUAAACAAAAUCCUAAGGACUUGGAAAAUACUGCCGUGGAAUUAAAAUAUUUUCCAACAGAUACAAAAGAAGUUUUUGAUAUUAAAUGUUAUGAGGAGUUAUUUAAAGAAAAUAUUAACAGCAUUGUACGCCAGACAGAAGAAUUCCAUGGUAAAUGUGGCAGUUGGUCUAUAGUGCAGUUAAUUAAAUUGGAAUUAAAUCUAUAUAGAUAUCAACCUUUAAAGGGUUCCAGUUAUAUACCACUACCAUCAAAUAUAGUAAAAAGACAUGCCAUUAUAAAUGUUAAAAAUAAAGAUAUUUACUGUUUCAAAUGGGCUCUAAUGGCGGCUAUAGCUGACUUGGGUCAACGUCCCAAUAAAUACAAUGUCGGCAAUAAUAUAAGCUGUGAAAUUAUAAAAUUUAAAGGUUAUAAUUUAAAUUUCAAGGGUUUAAGCUUUCCACUCAAACUAAACGAUAUUUCUAUAUUUGAGGACAAUAAUCCAAAUAUAAGUAUAAAUGUAUUUGGUUAUGAUAAAGAAACUAAUAAAAUUGUUGGUCCUUAUUAUAGAAGAAAAGCAAAAAGAUCAAAACAUAUAAACCUUUUGUUUCUUCAAGAUAAAUCUAAUUCACAUUAUGUAUGGAUAAAAAAUAUGUCGAGAUUACUUAAAUCUCAACUAACGCAGAAUCCAAGAAAACUUUAUAUAUGUGAUGAUUGCUUGCAACAUUAUAAUGAAAAGAACAGAUUGGAGGAGCAUUUUCAAAAUGAUUGCCAAAAGAUCGUAAAUAUACCCAAAAAAGAUAAUACUAUAUUAGAAUUUAAGAAUUGUGAUAAAACCAUAGAUGUGCCAUUUGUUAUUUAUGCAAAUUCUACAUAUAUAUAUGAAAAUCUUGAAACUAGAAGUAAUCCAAAGCCAUAUGCUUUUUGUUAUUUUAUAAAAUGUAAUUUUAAUGAAACUUUAGACAAAUUGCGCUGCUUUAAAGGACAUAAUGCGGCUGGAGAAUUUGUCAAGAGUUUAAUUAAAGAUGUUAAUUAUUUUUAUAGCAAUUAUCUAACCAAAUUAAAGCCCAUUAAACAAAAUUUAAAUGAAACUGAAAAUUUAGAAUUUCUUAAAAACGAUAAAUGUCAUAUUUGUUUGGAUAAAAUUAACAAUUGUGAGAUAUUUGUUAAAGAAUUUUAUAGUUUCGACAACGAACCAAUUAAUUUUAUUUCACAAAAUAAAAACGAUUACAUAUCAUUGACGAAAAUUAUAAAUACUGAUAUAGGUGCUAAAAUUGAAAUAAGAUUUUUAGACUCCUUUAGAUUUUUACCCAAAAAAUUAGCUGAUCUAGUUAAAGAUUUAAAAAUACAAGAUUUUAAAAUAAUUAAAUCCAUGUUUCCCAAUGAUGAUCUUAAGUUUAAUCUACUUAUAAGAAAAGGAGUUUUUCCCUUUGACUAUUUAAAUUCAUGGGAAAAACUUAACGAUACUUGUUUACCUAGUCGUGAACAAUUCUACAACCAAUUGAAUGAGCUGGAAUGUUCUUUAGAGGACUAUAAACAUGCUCAAGAUAUUUGGACUACAUUUAAAUGUAAAAUAUUACAAGAUUAUUUAAUAAUGCAUUUAAAAACUAAUGUUAUGUUACAGACGGAUGUAUUUGAGUAUUUUAGAAGAAUUUGUAAAUGUAGUUACAGCUUAGAUCCCUGCCACUACUAUACAGCAGAGGAACUCUCUUGGGAUGCCAUGUUAAAAAUUACAAAAUUUAGAUUUGCUUCAUUAACUGAUAAAACUAUGAUUUCAUUUUUACAAAAAGGUUUACGUGGUGAUGUGGCGGUUUGCUCUCAAAGAUAUGCCAAAGCAAAUAAUAAAUAUCUUGAGGAUUAUAAUGAUCAAUUGCCAGCCAAAUAUUUAAUACAAUUCGAAAAUGAGAAUUUAUACGAUUGGGCCAUGUCACAAGUUCUACCAGAAAGAGAUUUUAAAUGGUUAACGGAUGUUGAAAAAUUUUCUUUAGAUUCUUUAACAAAUGAUAACAAUUAUGGUUACAUAUUAGAAGUUGACCUGAAAUAUCCUCAAGAAGUACAUGACUUACAUAAUAGCUUACCCUUUUGCUGUGAAAAGAAAACUUUUCUCGAUUUUAAAGAAGAGAAAUUACUUGUUGAUUUAAAUGAUAAACAUAAUUACAUUAUUUACCAUAAAAAUCUACAACAAUGCUUAAAACAUGGUUUAAAAUUGCAAAAAAUUCAUCGUAUACUUAAGUUUAAACAAAGUAAUUGGUUAGAGAAGUAUAUAAUCAUCAAUGGUAAGGGUAAAACGAAUUUUGAAAAAUAUGUUUUUAGAUUAUUAAAUAAAGCUUUAUACAAUAAAAUCAUGGAGAAAAGAUAUAAGGAUACAACUAUAAAGGUAUUUAACAAAUGGGAAAAUGAAGCCAGAAAAGCAGGAGUUCGUGCCUAUGUAGCUAAGGCUGAAUUUCGAAAUGCACAUAUAUUUGAAGAAAAUCUAGUGGCAAUAGAAUUAGAUAAUACCUAUAGCUACUAUAAACCGAUUUAUUUAGAGUUUAUAAUAUUGGAAUUGAUUAAAUGGAAAAUGUAUAAUUUUCAUUAUGAUUGUAUGAUGCCAAAGUUUAAUGAUAAUAUACAAUUAAACUAUAUGGAUGCUAAUGUAUUAAUUUAUACCAUAACUAUGAAUGAUAUAAAGAUUUAUAAAGAUUUAAAAUUUCUACAGAAUUUAGAUUUUAAGGUAAAUGAGAAAAUUUUCCUAAAAUGUUAUAUAGGUUUAAGAUCUAAAAUGUAUUCUUUAAAAAUUGUACAAUCUGGAGAAAAUGUUUGUAAAAAUGGUAUUAUUUCUUUAACUAAUUUAAAAUUUUGUUUUUCGAAUAAAACUCUUAAUUGUCUUCCUUUUAGUGAAUUUAAUUCAAAAUUACACAAUUUAUACUCGGAACUCAUUAGGGAUGAAUCUUCAAAAUAUUUAGAUAAUAAGAGAAUUAUAUAUUAUGAUAACAUUAAUACAUUAUCUAGGGGUCAUUAUAAAAAUGAUGACUGUGUUAUGAGUGAAUAACUACAUAUUUAUAAUUAAGUACUAAACUUAAGUUUGAAAAAAAUUUUUUUACAAAAUUUUUAAAUAAAUUAAGAAUAAAGUGAUAUAAAUAUAAACAUUGUUUUUUAAU
Lucilia cuprina (Australian sheep blowfly) is the source of this 3792-nucleotide messenger RNA. RefSeq lists its product as uncharacterized. The transcript is spliced from 2 exons. The coding region runs from base 426 to 3683 and encodes 1085 amino acids. The record is from RefSeq and is a predicted model, not a curated record. NCBI's taxonomy places the organism in Eukaryota, Metazoa, Arthropoda, Insecta, Diptera, Calliphoridae.